AUUAAAAAUAAGUUUCCCGCGCACAAUGCAUUCUGGGAUUGAUUUGGUGAUAUGAAAUCAAAACAAACGCUCUAGUUGAUGAAAAUGGCUGGUAGCUGGAGCUUUUCAAACUUUACAUCAUCAAAAAAAAUAAUGUUAUGUUUGUGAAAUGGGUGGAAAUGAUUUUUGUGCAGUAUAUGGUUGUUCUAACUGUAGAAGCAACAAAGAUAAGCUCAUCGUGAAAGAUCAUGUGGGUAUCCUGAGAUGGCAUAGUCCCAAAACGAAAGCUGACAUGCAACUUUGGGGAAAGAUGAUGCAAAGAGGAGGAAACUUCAAAAUAUCUAUGAGUACAAAGGUGUGCUCCAAUCACUUCACUGCAGGAUAUUGUUCAGAUGUGUGUCGAAUACCGACUUUAUAUAUGAAGGGAUACGAUCAGCAACUGCCCAAAGAACGCCAAGGAGCAGUUAAACGAAGCAGUUCUAUUGACUUUGAAACUCCUGUGAAAAAAAGAUCACGACAUGUCACUCGAAAAUCAACCGAUGAACCUCAAAAUGAUAUCCUUCUUUCACCAACUCCGAAGGAUCAUGAUUAUGAGAUAAGCGAGGUAGAUAUGACUUCUCCACAUUCUAGAACUGUAGCUUUUGUCCAAUGUAGAGGAUGUAAAAACACAAGAAAAAAAUUGGUGAAAACUGUUGAGCAAGACAUAAUUCAGAAAAGUAUUAUAAAUGAUCUUCAAUAUGAAAUAACAUUAUUGAAAUCAGAGUUGAAAAGCCGAAGUACCUUUGCAGUGUCGGAUGUUAAAGAAAAUGACGAUUUGUUUAAAUUUAAUACCGGUCUACCAAACUAUACUGUUUUCAAAUGGCUCUACGAUAAAAUUCAAUUCAAAGCAAAAAAUCUCCAAUAUUAUCGAGGAGUUGGGUCAUUUCAACCAAAGCGACAUCAGGUUCUGAAAAAAAAGAAAAGUGGCAAAUCAAGACAAAACAUUGUAAUAUUCAUUGCUUAACUUCUGCUCUGGCAAGCAUAUACCUCGAACAAAACAAUACUGAAUAUUAUUACUGAUAUUGUGCGACAUAACAUUGUCCAAAUGGUUAGAUGCUAGUAAACUCUGUCCACCCUUGAAUGCUUUCCCAGCAUCAUUUUUGUCUAAAUAUUCUUUUACGUCACCUUGUGUUGUAUUUGGUAAAUAAGAUGGAGCCUUCAUCCAGCCAUCGAUUAAUGUCCGUGGAUUUGGUAAUUUAACAAGACCACCUUCAAGAUGCAAUUUCGAUGAUCGAUCAUUAAGAAUUUCAGCCUGUUCUUCUUGGGGGUCCAGAAAAACUACAGGAAGUUGAAGAUUAUAAGCGGAAUAUGCAUUCAAAACAAGUUGCUCCUUUCUACCAGAUCGGUUAAUUCCCCUAUCUUGUAAAAAAUCUUGUAACUGUGCUACUGUCCAUUUACUAAAAUUUUCCUGCACCAUACCAGGGUGAGUGGGAGGAUAUUUUUCUCCAUGAAGAAUUUCCUUUCUAUAAUUUACAACAGAGUCGCUGCUACUCUGUUUGGUGAAAUCUACACCUGCAGUCCAAAAUGAAACCACUUUCUCUAACAGUGCUUCCUUCUUUAAAUUCGAGGUUCCUUUGCUGUUGUUGGUAAGUUUCAGGAACAUUUUAAGGUCGACGAUGCUCCACGUGCGAAAUAUUUCACUUUCCGAAUCUUCUUUUAACCCCUUGUGGGAGAAUCUUUCAAUAAUUUCAUUAACUUUUGGAGACAUUUUCUUUUCGUUUAUAACUUUCUACUGAUCAGAUCAAAAUGGCUCUUCUCGAAGAAGCGGCAGGAACGUUAUCACCAAAUCAAUCCCAGAAUGCAUUGCGCGCGGGAAAUUUAUUUGUAAUCGCAAUAUCGUCUAUUUGUUACAAGUUAAUUUUUUUCUAUUCGUACGUGACUCUCACGUACUUUAUUAUUUUUUUUCUAUUCGUACGUGACAUUCGUGUACUUUAUUAUUUUCUUUACAUUCUUUCGGGAAACUCACGUACUUUAUUUAUUUAAAAUGAAUCUGGGGGAAUUAAAAGAAAUUUAGAGAAAUUCACAGUAUGUAUAUAUUUAGAAAAGAGCAUUCUUAACAAUCUUUUUUAUGUUUAUCUGAUUUAUGGCUGCGGUGUGUCGUACGGAGCAAGGUUUGCAGAACCAGCUCCGCUGGCAUUUUUGUUCUGCCAAUACAAGAUAGAUGGCA
Molecule: messenger RNA, 2185 nt
Organism: Hydractinia symbiolongicarpus
Lineage: Eukaryota; Metazoa; Cnidaria; Hydrozoa; Anthoathecata; Hydractiniidae
Exons: 2
Coding region: 149-982 (277 amino acids)
Source: RefSeq, a predicted model, not a curated record